CAGGAGCCCCUCGGGAGGCUAGCGUCCCCCCGCAACCCGGACAUCCCGGAGAUGUACAAGAGCGCCUACAAGGGCAUGGGCGGCGAGGCCGGAGGCGUCGUGGGGAUGCUCGAGGUCAUCGAGACGGACUUCGCCCGCCUGGAGGCGGACACCAAGGCCGCAGAGGCGGCCGCGCAGAAGGAGUACGACGAGUUCAUGGCCGACUCCAAGGCAGACAAGGCCGCCAAGGAGCUGGAGAUCGAGAACAAGAACUUCAAGAAGCAGGACGAGGAACAGGCCCUCGUGGUGUGCACGAAGAACCUGGAGGGCACCCAGAAGGAGCUCACCGCCUCUCUGGAGUACUUCGACAAGCUGAAGCCCUCCUGCAUCGAGGUCGGCGUGAGCUACGACGAACGCGUGGCGCGGCGCAAGGAGGAGAUCGCCUCCCUGCAAGAAGCGCUCAAGAUCCUCAGCGGCGAGGACAUCUAG
Prorocentrum cordatum is the source of this 468-nucleotide messenger RNA. The record is from the annotation of a GenBank genome assembly. Lineage: Eukaryota; Dinophyceae; Prorocentrales; Prorocentraceae.